AUGGCGCCCUCUCUCCAGAUCUCGAUUCCGACGACCUCGAUAGCCCAACAAGGCAACAAAUCAUACACGCUCUACCACAUCCAACUCGCCCUCCCCAUCCGCACCCACGAGACGCGCAAACGCUACUCCGACUUCACCUCCCUACACGAGACCCUUCUCUCAACAACCGGCUCAGCACCUCCCUCCCCUCUACCCGCAAAAUCCUGGCUGCGUAGCACCGUCAACAAUGCAGAACUCACCGAGCAACGCCGCCGCGGCCUCGAAGCCUACGUCCGCGCAAUCCUCGACGCAAACGACGCACGCUGGCGCUCCUCGACAUCCUGGCGCCACUUCCUAGGCCUGCCCAACGAUCCCUCGCAAUCCCAGAAAAUCAGACAGCAAAAUGAUAAUGCAGCUGCCGAUCCAGCCGCCUGGCUAGACCUGCACAGAUCUGUAAAAGAUCAAUUGCAGGAAGCACGCCAACUGCUCAAGAAACGAGACGCAGCAGCCACCGCACAAGAACAACACGCCAUCUCCGCCUCUGCAAAGGCUUCUCUGGUGCGCGCAGCAACCGGCCUAGCAACCCUGGACGCCGCUUUGUCCAAAUCCGCCUCAAAAGCCAAAGACGACAGCGACGGCGACUGGGGCCAAUCCUCUCGCCUGGGAGAAGGCGAAGUGCGCAGACGAAAAGACAUGCUCCAACUCGCCCGCUCCGAAACAGAAACCCUGGAAUCCCAAUUGAAAUCUCUAGUCGUAAAACCUCAAGGAAGCAUGUUAAGCGCAACCUCAGCCGCAGCCACCGCCUCCGAAAGCGACAAACGCGCGCUCUGGGGCGAGCACAACACAGCCUCCAUGCGGUCUUCCCGUCGCGUUCUCGGCGGCCCUGCUCAAGAAACAGACAAAACAAGAGAACUGGACAACAAAGGUGUGCUCCAGCUACAACAGCGCAUCAUGGGAGAGCAAGAGCAAGACGUUCUCGAGAUUGGCAAAGCAGUAACCAGAAUGAAGGAGAUGGGAAUCAUGAUUAAUGAAGAGUUGGUGGUGCAAAACGAGAUGUUGGGAAUGUUGGAUACGGAUGUCGAUCGUGUGCAAGGCAAGAUUGAUGUUGCAAAGAAGAGGAUCAAGAAGAUCAACUAG
Molecule: messenger RNA, 1116 nt
Organism: Aureobasidium namibiae CBS 147.97
Lineage: Eukaryota; Fungi; Ascomycota; Dothideomycetes; Dothideales; Saccotheciaceae
Product: Phox-like protein
Exons: 1
Coding region: 1-1116 (371 amino acids)
Biological process (GO): intracellular protein transport
Cellular component (GO): early endosome
Molecular function (GO): phosphatidylinositol binding
Source: RefSeq, a predicted model, not a curated record